AUGGCAGGGGUUUUGGAUGCUUUGGCAUCCUAUGUUCAGAAUAUGCUUACGGAGAUGACAGGGGAUGAGGUGCAUAUGCUGCUCAGGGUAUCCGGAGAGAUCGAAAAAAUGGACAUCAGGCUCAAGGACCUCAAGAACUUCCUCGUGGAUGCUGAUAGGAGGAGCAUCACCGACCAGAGUGUGCAAGCAUGGGUACUGGAGCUUAGAGAGGCCAUGUAUGAUGCCACCAACAUCCUCGACAUCUGUCUGCCCAAGGCCAUGGAGCGGGCUCCAAGCCAGGAUACAGGGUGCUUCAACCCCCUGCUGUUCUGCAUGCGCAAUCCUCUUCACGCCCACAAGAUUCGUAGCCACAUCAAGAACAUUAACCAGAGGUUAGAAGAUAUCAAGAAACGUAGCUUGGACUUCAACUUCAUCAACCUCAAUUCAUAUGAGGACCAUAGCAAGAGGGUGGUAUCCUCUCAUCCUAGUAGCCAUGAGACAUCUGGUGAGCAUGAUGAGUCAAGUUUGGUCGGUGAGAAUAUUGAGGAGGACACAAGAAAUUUGGUGCAGAUGUUGACAACAGCGAAUCUAUCAAAAUGUGAGAACAACAGAAUUCUGGUUUUCGCUGUUGUGGGAGUUGGAGGGAUUGGUAAAACAACCUUGGCCAAGAAGAUCUUCAAUCACGACAUCAUCCAACAAGAAUUUGCAAAGAAAAUAUGGUUGAGCGUGAACCAGGAUGUCAAUGAGACUGAGCUUCUUUGA
Messenger RNA from Panicum virgatum (switchgrass), 741 nucleotides. Its product is annotated as putative disease resistance protein At1g50180. The record is from RefSeq and is a predicted model, not a curated record. Bases 1 to 741 code for a protein of 246 amino acids. Gene Ontology annotation, molecular function: ADP binding. The transcript has a single exon. NCBI's taxonomy places the organism in Eukaryota, Viridiplantae, Streptophyta, Magnoliopsida, Poales, Poaceae.